AAGAAAAGAAAAAUACUUCUGUGGAUGGAUCUGGACUGAGGUGACUGGAUUUGUGGGCGAGAAAACUGUUGCAUCACUCGAGUUUGCUUUCGCACAUCACGGACCUGCUCAUUCCAUCCAAGUGCCAGGGAUGAUGAAAUUUCCUGUCUCCGUGUAGAUGAGGAAUUGCGAACCGAGAAGCUAUAAAUUCAUAGACGGGCUCCUAAAACUGCUAAAAUCAGUUCGCCCGCACUUCUGCAGAGCGUUACUUGUCGCCUCGCGUCGCUUCUUUCAGCAGGUGGAUUUUCACUCUUGGGGCAGAGGGAAGUUUCCUGCGCUCGGGGCGGCCGAGGAGAGGCGCUGUCUGUGGUCCUGAACUCGCAUAUCUCAGCCAGGAGUUGGCCUUGAAGACAACUUCAAAACACCAGCUGGAGUUGGAGCAGCGGUUGUCCCACCAGCAGCUCCUCAUAGGGCUGAAUAUGCUAACUCUGCACAGAGUUCAACAGCAAACGUUGCUUCUGUUGUUGUUCGUCGUCCACCUGAGCAGGCCAGUAUGUGUCGAUGUGGCGUCCGAUACGGAAGCAGUGCUGGGAAGCUCCAUGAAGCUGACAUGCAUCUCUUGUUUGAAGAGGGAGGAACUCAAACCAAACACAAGUGUGAAUUGGUAUUUCACAUCAAGUGAAAACAACACAUAUGACAGAAUUCAUAUUUUUGAAAGGAAUAAUGGAGACGAAAAAAGAGUGGAUGGACCUUUUGGAAACCGUCUGAUCUGGAAUGGUAGCAAAGACCUGCAAGACAUCUCCCUUUCAAUACUAAAUGUCUCAGAGAGCGACCGUGGUAUUUACGAGUGUCGUGUUAUUCGUACGUUUGAAUUUGGAGUCUAUAUGCCAUCGACACUGACAACAAAGAACAUCACACUGACCGUGAAAGAAAAAGCCUCCAAUGACAUUACCGCAAUCUACUCUGAGAUCAUGAUGUAUGUCCUGCUGGUGUUCUUGACCUUGUGGCUGCUGGUGGAAAUGGUCUACUGCUACAGGAAGAUCUCAAAAUCUGAUGAGCAAGCGCAGGACACAGCGACAAACUACCUAGCCGUUCCUUCUGAGCAGAAAGACAAUCCAGUCGCUCCUGUUACCGAAUAAAAGAGCUUUUCAGUGACACGAUAUUAACCACUCAGGAUGAUGGCACAGACAGCACAGUCCCAUCGGUGACACCAUGAAGAUAUUUCUCCCAGACAGCGACGUGAAUCCCGCCAGCCAACCUUCCCUGUGCAUCCACUGUGUCUUAUAACAGAAAAGUGCUAUAUAUAUUUUUUUCCCUUUCCCUCUUCUCUCUGACAUCAAGUGCUUUUACUAUUGCAGUAGUUCAGAGGGUAAAACUGUCCCGGACCUAUUAUCCGAUCAAUAUAGCCAUACUGUAGAAUUUAAGGACCUGCUCAUGUGUUGAUGUACUACCCAUUUCCAAACAGCUAGUGUUGUGAGUUUUGUACCUUGACAUUUACUGCUUGACAUAAGGAGAGCGUCUGCUGUUUUAAAGGUUUUUAAACGUACUCUGCCAUAUUUAUUUUUCUAACCUUUAUAUAGACCUUGUUGUGAUUUUUCAGGUCACAGAGUUCUUUGUACUGGCCAGAAGUCUUUCUAUGAUGGUUGAGUUGAAAAGCUUUUACACUCAUACGUGUCUUCAUACUCUCUGCUUUCCGUUAUGCGCCACAAAAUCGUGGAAAUGCUUAUAAACAUGAUAUUCCGAAAGAAAAAAGACUUUCUAUUCAGCUGAAUUUAUUUGAAGGUAUUUACUCGCCGAUGUAUAAAUCUUUAAUCCACAUUCAGCUCUGACGUCAACGUACAUUCAGUAGAUCAAGUGGUACUGCACUUAGUGCUCUUAAAUGUAUUCUUGAAGCUUUGACUGUUCCUGAGUAUUGCUAUCGAGACCCGGUGUGUGCCUCCUUCAACGAUACAAAACUGUAGAAACAUUUCUAACUUGAUUGCAUCAUGUCCAACCAUUUUCGCUCUGUUGCAAAUACAAUAAUUUAUCUGUGAAUUUUACAUUUUUAACUUAAUAAAUAUACAUUCCACAGAG
Xiphophorus couchianus (Monterrey platyfish) is the source of this 2052-nucleotide messenger RNA. It is a transcript of the gene scn3b, whose product is annotated as sodium channel, voltage-gated, type III, beta. NCBI's taxonomy places the organism in Eukaryota, Metazoa, Chordata, Actinopteri, Cyprinodontiformes, Poeciliidae. The record is from RefSeq and is a predicted model, not a curated record. The coding region runs from base 459 to 1118 and encodes 219 amino acids. Gene Ontology annotation, cellular component: voltage-gated sodium channel complex. Gene Ontology annotation, molecular function: sodium channel inhibitor activity; transmembrane transporter binding. The transcript is spliced from 6 exons. Gene Ontology annotation, biological process: regulation of heart rate by cardiac conduction; sodium ion transport; ventricular cardiac muscle cell action potential.